AUGACCUGGAAUCAACACUUGGCACUCUUACAAAGAUAUAUUGGAGGAGGAGGAGGGGAAUGGGGAAAGAACUUCGAAAGUAGCUCCAAGUUAAUGUCUUCUACUUCGGAUCUUCUUCAGCAAGACCGUUCAAUAGAGGCUCAGCCGUGGGAUAAGAAGGUCUAUGUGGAAAUAAAAACAGUAAAAGCUGAAGAAGAUUUUGAAUUGCCUGCUGCAACCCAUCCAUUCCGCAGAAAUUUUGGUGGAGGCAGGUCGAAGCAGCACUUAACCGAGGCAGAGAAGGAAGCAAGAAGAAUACGUAGGGUUUUAGCUAAUAGAGAAUCGGCGCGGCAGACAAUUCGUCGUAGGCAGGCUAUGUGUGAAGCAUUGACCAAGAAAGCUUGUGAGUUAGCAUUGGAUAAUGAGAGUAUGAAGCGGGAAAAGGAGUUGGUCAUGAAACAAUAUCAGUCCCGGAAGGAUUUUAACAAUCACUUAAAGAAACAGUUGGCUAGGGCAGAGGCUAGGACUGUGGAAGCCCCAGGACUUAGUUUGAACGCACCACCGUUGUCCGAGAAUCUGCCGUCCGACUACAAAGGACCACCAUUUACAAUCAUCUGGCCGUCCGUAAUGCAACCUGUAAAUUCUGUCCGAGCAAAAUCCAUUGCUCAACAUGAUACUAAGGUGCAAGAUCCAGUACCACCAAUUAGCAACACAAAUGCAUUACAAGAACAGGGUAAUCAUUCAAGUGUUAAUGCACCAAAUUCUCCUUUCUAUAUACUUCCUUGCCCAUGGUUUGCACCUCUCCCUGACCCUGAUAGGGGUACAACUAAUAACUUCCCCGAGACUUCAAUCAGGUUAACUAAAUGUCAUCCAGAAGAGUUGGUGUUUUUCCCCGCUCCUUCAAGAUCUGCACAAGCAACGACAGUUGUCAAGAGUGAGAUCGAUCAGCUGCAAGAUUCCACCUUCAAUACCGAAUCUGCUUCUACCUCAAGCAUCCAUGUUUCAAGUGCUUUCCCAGAAAGUAAACAUGAAAUAGAUACCUAUGCAAAUAAGAAGCUGUUAGAUGCAGCUGCUGCAGCUGAAGCCAGAAAGAGGCGGAAGGAACUCACAAAGAUGAAGAACCAUCAAAGUCGACAAGUCAGACUGCGGUGCUGAGGUUUUAACAAUGUUUUUGGCUAAUCUACAACCGUAAAGAAGUGAGCUGGUAUCAGCACAUGACCUUGUCGGUAGGAGCUCUCUGUCUUGGGUCUCGACAAUUCAUAGAGGUGGUUGUGCAGACAUCCUCUCACACAUUGUCAUCAUACAUUUAUACAUUUCUUGAACGGCAAUAGAUUUGGUUACGUGGUCUGAGCUUCCUAAUGAAGAUGAAAUUGGAGAGUUUUUCGAUUCUCAGCGGCAACAGUUACUAAUUGUAAGAAGAGGAUUAGAUAUUUAAUCUUGAACUGGUUUGGAAUAGCACAUUAUACGGUUCCGGCAUCUUUUAAUCAACAUUUCACUACCUAAUUAUGUACCUAAUCAACCCGAGCCUUAUGGUGGGUUUAGAGCUACAUUGUUAUGAGCUUGUAUGGAGGUCUUGCAAGUUUCUGAUCCAGAUUUUACUGUUAGGCUUUU
Papaver somniferum (opium poppy) is the source of this 1590-nucleotide messenger RNA. RefSeq lists its product as uncharacterized. NCBI's taxonomy places the organism in Eukaryota, Viridiplantae, Streptophyta, Magnoliopsida, Ranunculales, Papaveraceae. Bases 1 to 1134 code for a protein of 377 amino acids. The transcript is spliced from 7 exons. Gene Ontology annotation, cellular component: nucleus. Gene Ontology annotation, molecular function: sequence-specific DNA binding; DNA-binding transcription factor activity. Gene Ontology annotation, biological process: regulation of DNA-templated transcription. The record is from RefSeq and is a predicted model, not a curated record.